Molecule: messenger RNA, 1131 nt
Organism: Aspergillus homomorphus CBS 101889
Lineage: Eukaryota; Fungi; Ascomycota; Eurotiomycetes; Eurotiales; Aspergillaceae
Product: deoxyhypusine synthase
Exons: 2
Coding region: 1-1131 (376 amino acids)
Biological process (GO): peptidyl-hypusine biosynthetic process
Cellular component (GO): cytoplasm
Molecular function (GO): deoxyhypusine synthase activity
Source: RefSeq, a predicted model, not a curated record
AUGUCCUCAAACAGCAUCCCGCCCACUGAGAAUGCCCCUCCCUCCUCUGUGACCGAUGCCGUCUUGGUCGCCUCUGAGCCUGUCCCGGAAGGGACACAUAAAGUGAGCGGCGUGGACUUCGAUCGCUUCCGGGGGAGAGAUAUCACCGUCGCUGAAAUGGUCGACAACAUGAGAUACACGGGUUUCCAAGGCAGUGCAGUCGCAGACGCUGCCCGCAUCAUCAACAACAUGACUGCUUACCGUCAUCCCGAAUCCGGUGCCAAAACGACCAUCUUUCUCGGGUACACCUCAAACCUGAUCUCCUCCGGCCUCCGCGACACCAUCCGCUACCUCGUCAAAAACAACCACGUCUCAGCCAUUGUCACAACUGCUGGCGGUGUGGAAGAAGAUUUGAUCAAGUGCUUAGCUCCGACCUACAUGGGCUCCUUCACCACGCCUGGCGCAGGACUGCGUGCCAAGGGAUUGAACCGUAUUGGCAACUUGAUCGUUCCCAAUAGCAACUACUGUGCCUUUGAAGAUUGGCUAGUCCCGAUCUUGGAUAAGAUGUUGGAAGAACAGGAAGUCGCCAAAAAGAAGGCGCUGGAAACGGGUGACGAAGAAGACGAACUGCACUGGACUCCGAGCCGCAUUACCGAACGCCUUGGCCGCGAGAUCAACAACGAGGAAUCGGUGCUGUACUGGGCCGCACGCAACAACAUUCCCGUCUUCUGUCCGGCUUUGACGGAUGGCUCUCUCGGAGACAUGCUAUACUUCCACACGUUCAAAUCUUCGCCGCAACGGCUGCGCGUGGAUAUUGUCGACGAUGUGCGCCGUAUCAAUACGAUGGCCGUCCGUGCUGCUCGCGCGGGUAUGAUCAUCCUUGGAGGUGGUGUAAUCAAGCACCAUAUCGCUAAUGCUUGCCUGAUGCGCAAUGGUGCGGAACAUGCGGUCUAUGUGAACACCGGGCAGGAGUUCGAUGGUAGCGAUGCGGGUGCGCGACCGGAUGAAGCCAUCAGCUGGGGCAAAAUCAAAGCCGACGGUGAGUCGGUAAAGGUGUACGCGGAAGCUACGGUUGUCUUCCCGCUCAUUGUGGCCGCUUCAUUUGCACGAGCGGAGGCAGCCGCAUUGAAUGCCGUCAAGUCCGAGAAUUGA